UGGCAACGUUUUCAUGCAAACCGAAUCACUUUUACUACUCAAUUUAAAAUAUAUUAUGCUACAAAAAGAUGGAAUCGUUGGAGAAUAAAGUUAAUAAUGAAAAUCUAAAUGUUUUAAAUACCAAUAAUAAUAGUGCUAAUAAUAAUAAUGUACCUUCAAUGGAGAAUGUGGAAGUGGAUUUAUCUAAGAAUAAAAUAGAUGCCAAGAAAGAAAAAUGUAAACCAAUGACUAAAGUUGUUAUAAGAAGAUUGCCACCUACAAUGACUCAAAGUCAAUUUAUUGAACAAGUUUCACCACUUCCUGAACAUGAUUAUUUUCAUUUUGUUAAAGCUGAUACUUCCCUUGGCCAAAAUUCAUUCUCUCGAGCCUAUAUUAAUUUUUUAGAACAACAAAAUAUAUUUAUGUUUCGAGAAAAGUUUGAUAAUUAUGUAUUUGUUGAUUCCAAAGGUAGUGAAUAUCCUGCUGUAGUGGAAUUUGCACCAUUUCAAAGGUUACCAAAGAAAAGAAUUGGUAGAAAGAAAGAUCCUAAAUGUGGUACUAUAGAAUCAGAUCAUUAUUAUAUUAAUUUUCUUGAAAGUUUGAAAAACCAAGAAACUGAUUCUUCUACCUCACAACCAAAAACUGAAUAUUCAUAUCAACCAUUUGAUAAUUCACUAAAAAGAGUGACAACAACACCAUUAUUGGAAUAUUUAAAACAACGUAAAGUUGAGAAACAACGUUUGAAAGAUGAAAAACGUGAAGAGAGACGUAGAAGAGAUUUAGAGAGGAGACGUGUCAAAGAUGAACCAACUAUAUCAAAGGUUUUGAAAAAUUCAGAUUCUGAACGUGAAGUUAAUCGAGAAAAUAAAGAGAAUAAAGAUGAAAAGGAUAAAAUGUCUUUGAAAGAAAUAAAAAAUCGUAAACGAGAUGAUCAAAAAUGUAGAGAUAAAAUAGUUGUUUCUCGAGAUCGUGAUUCUAAAGGCAUACCUAAGGGUUACAGAGAUCGAGAAGAUAAAAAAUAUGAACGAGAUAAUAAGAAUGGUAAUUUAAAAAAACAUGAUGAAAAGAAAUUAUACUCAAAACAACGCGAUGAAAAAGAUGGUUAUUCAAGGGAUGAUAAAAAAUAUGACGGUAAAAAUUACUUUAAAGAUCGAAAAGAAUUUAAAGAAGACAGUAGUUUGCAAAAAGAAAAAACGACUGAUGAAAAAAAAGGUAAAAGUUAUGAAAAAAUGAGACAAGAGAAAAAACGAAUGGUGGAAUUGAAGAAAGGAGAAAUAGAAGAAAAUAUUAAUACUACACAAAGUACAGAGAUCGAAAAUAGUAAGAGCGAUACUAAGAAUUAUGUAUGUAAUGUUAAUGUGUUGCCAAUUAAAUCAUCACAAACACAACAUGAUGAUACUCAAAACACUGAUGAUACAAAGCAGACACAUAAUUCAAAUAAAUUGCAACAAAAUACUGACGUGAAUGUCGUAGCUAAUCAAAUAGAUUCAACAGAAGUUUUAUUAAAUAAAUUAAAAAUUAAUGAAGAAAAUAGUAGCAAAGAUAAUGCAACUUUAUUAAAACAAAAUAUUAAAAUUUCAAAACGAAGAAGUUCAUUGGAGAGUGGUAGUGGUGGAGAAGGAAGUGUCACUGAUAGCACACAUCUUCGUAGGCAUAAAUCGUUGGAUGGUGAAAACGAAGAUAAUUUACAAAAAAAUGAAAGUGAUGAAAAAGAUAAAGAUAAAAAGGAUCCUCGGCUGGAACGAAGAAUUAGAAACAAAGAUCGUCCGGCAAUGGAAAUUUAUCGACCAGGAAUGGGUAAAUUCAGCAAACAACGUUUAGAACGUGAAAAAUCUACUCAUGAUGAUCGUGCUUCACUUUCACAGAGUCCUACACCUUUAGCUAAAGGAGGACCAGUUAAAAUUAGUGAAAAUCCAUCAACGUCUUCAACAUCUACUGAGUUGCGUUCUAUGACUUUCAAACGUACUGUCAGUCGCGAUAUUUCAUAAAUAAUCUAUAUUUACUAAUUAAUCAAGUUAAUUUAAUUUAUAUAAAUAUAUCAAAUAGAGUUAUAAUUAUUCCAAAUAUAUUGUGAUGAUUCAAGGUAAAUUCUUACAAUAUUUAUUUCACAUUUAUUGAUAAAUUCGGUGAAAGCUAGACAUUUUUUUGAGCCCAAAAAAUAAAGAAUUACAUAAACAAUGGCCCCAAUGGAACAUUCUUUUUUUUAUAAUUAAACAAAAAGUAAAUAUGUAUCAAUAAAUACAUGCAUACAAUACCUA
Molecule: messenger RNA, 2237 nt
Organism: Chelonus insularis
Lineage: Eukaryota; Metazoa; Arthropoda; Insecta; Hymenoptera; Braconidae
Gene: Upf3
Product: regulator of nonsense transcripts 3A-like
Exons: 6
Coding region: 69-1967 (632 amino acids)
Biological process (GO): nuclear-transcribed mRNA catabolic process, nonsense-mediated decay; positive regulation of translation
Cellular component (GO): cytoplasm; nucleolus
Molecular function (GO): mRNA binding
Source: RefSeq, a predicted model, not a curated record